UCUAAAAUGUCUGAACGUAAAGGCAUGUCACUUUGAAAACAAACAAGAUAGGCGAACAAAGAUGGUUUCAAACUUAAAUGGGGAUUAGUUCAGUUAGAUGAUAAUUUCAGUGGAGAAAAUGAGUCGUAAAGUCAUUUCUCCAACGAUGCGAUCGAGUUCGAAUUCAUCGCCACAACACACUUUUGAGGUGAUGCAGCGUCGGUUACAAAUGGCUGAAGAAGAGACGAAAAAGUUAGUGGAUCAACUGGCCGAUUACGGUUUUAGCAGAGAUCGCCCCGAGAAUGAUGAAAAUGGUAAAAGUGGGAGAAUUAAUCCCGUUCAACCAUUCAAAGCCACGGGAUCGAUCUCCCCAGAAACAGAAAUUCUUCAACGAAAUUAUGAACAAAUGGUUUCAAGAGUUUGUCGCGCUGAAAGUACAAUUCAAUCAUUAAAACUUGCAAUGUGUAGUCUUGAGGCUGAAAAGAAUCUUGCCAUGAUAGAUAAGGAGCCAGAUAUGGCGCCUCUUCCUAAAGAUACGUACGAGAAUGAGAUUAAAAAACUUCGAAAGGACUUGCAUCGGUACAAAAAAGAAUUGGAGACUUGUGAGAAAGAGAAAAAGGAAAGCCAGACUGUGGUGAAGCGACUUGCUUCGGAGCUGGACACAUCUACUCAAAUUAACGAACAGAAUAGAUUGAAAAUGGAAGAACUCAAGCUAAAUAAACAAAAAUCAAUCAAGAAAAUUAACGAGCUUACAGACGAAUUAAACAGAGAAAAAGAUCUUCGAUCAAGUCUUGAAGAAUCGCAUCUCUCUCUUCUUCAAAGAGUAUCAGACAUGGAAAAGAUUGUAGAGUCUGGACGUGGGGAUGUUCAGACAUUAGCGCAGGACUGCCAAACACUGAGGAGGGAGGCUGUGUCAGCCAGGGAAGAGUUGGAGAAGGUACAGCAAGCUAAGGGGCAACUGGAAGUCCUUGUCACUCAACUUCAGGAAGAUACAGUAAACUCUGAUUCUCAAUUAGCUACUCUGACAGUGGAGAGAAAGACUUUAAAUGCAGAUGUAACAAAAUUCAGGAAUGAGAACAAGGAACUGAGACAACAAUUUGAAGUUCUUCGCAAGAGUUAUGAAGAUCUUAAGGGAGCUCAUGAAAAAAUUCUUAUGGAACAUCACAGAACCAGUGAUACACUGAAGACAAUGACUGCAGACAACAAAGUGCUUGUCUCACAACAUCAGGGUGCUUUGCAACGAGAACGAGACCAGUGGAAUAAUCGAAUGGCUGAACAGGAGAGAGAAUUGGAGAGAUACAGACAUGAAAUAGCACAAGAAGUGGCCAGAGAAAAAGAAAAACAACAUCACAUGGAAAAUGAAAGAUAUACUCUUAAAGAAGAGAUCAAUAAGCUCCACAGGCAGUUGUUGGAUGAGAGAGGGAAGACUGACCGACUGAAACAGGAAUUUGACAGAGAGGUGUUUACUCUACAAGCCAAGAUAGAGGAACUGACCAGGGAAAGAGAGAAUUUGACCAAAGAAAAUGAUGUCGUAAGAAAUGAGGUGAACCAAGCUGUUAGCGACUUUUCAAAUGAAAGGGACAAAGUUGUUGGAAAACUGAAAGAUGCUGAGGGAGAGAUCCAUGGUCUGGAAGAAUCAAAGAAGUUGCUUGAAGAGGAAAAUCAGAAACUACUGGAAAGAAUUUGUGCUCUUGAAGAAAAACAGGUCAGCCAAGGCCAAAUUGAGGAAGCUAUGAAAGGCAUGAUGGAGUCGAAGAACAGACUAGCUUUUGAGAAGGGAAGCUUACAGUCUCGGGUCGAACAUCUUCAGCAAGAAUUAAAGUCGUUUGGAUCUAUAAAGGCCGAAGCUGAACAGCUCAGAAAGAUCAACACUAACUUACAAAACCAACAGAGCAAGAAUUUAGUUGAAAUGCAGUCCUAUAAAAGCACAAUAAAGAAACUGGAAUCGCAGAUAAGAGAGGGUCAAUCAGCACAUAGCAGGAAGGAUUCUGAUCUACGGUCAGUGAUCCAGUCCAGAGAGAACGCUUUAAGAGAAGUGGAAAAACUUGUACAACACGCAGAGAGUUUGGAGAGAAAGUACAAUGACAAGGUCGACUCAUUGCAACGGUCGCUGAACGAUGCGCGGGAAAACAGCGGGCGGCUGUCCAGCACGAUUGAAAGUUUGAUGAAGUCGCACGCAGAGCUACAGGAAGCUAUGGAACGGCUUCAAACUGAAAUGGGACAGAAAGACAGCGAGGUUAAUAUACUUCGGAGGGAUAAGAUUUCCUCUCAGGAGCUCAUCAAACAACUACAGUACGAGAAUGAUGCCUUGCAAAGUAAAAUCAUCUCCAUUGAACAAACAGAGCUACAAGAGUUACGUGAAGCGCUCUCCGAUGCGCAAGUUGAUCGCGAAGGAAUGUCAGUCCAACUGGAAAGACUAUUGUCGGCGAACAAAGAACUGCAGGACAACAUAGAGGUGCUACAGACAGAGUUAGGAAGAAAGCAAGUGGAGUUUGAAAAAUUGCUGGAAGGAAGAAAUCAUCAAAUUCGAGAGUCCCGCGAGCAGAAGGCUGCAGAGGUCGAGGAAAGAGUGGAAGAAAUACUUCGAAGAGGACAAAAGGACUUACAGGAAACGCGGGUGAAACACAAGAAAGAAAUGUCCAAGCUAAAGAAAGAUCUGGAAGACGCAAACAGUUACAAGAGCAAGUUGAAAGAAUCAAACAAAAAUCUGGAAGACAAAGUCAAGGAGCUGGAAGAGCAACUUUCCAAGAACAAAUCCAAAGUAAAAUCACAGAAAGUGCAGCUGGAACAGCUACGAAAAUCUCACAAAGCUAAAGAUAUGGAAGAGGAGAGUGCAAAGAGUAAAACUGAGCUAUUCAAGAAAGAAUUGAACAAUUUGGAGCGUGUCAAGAAUGAAUACAUGCGUAAGAACAGUGAACAGGCCAAAACAAUCGGAGAGUUUGUCUCAAAGUUUGCUGAUCUACAGACAGAGCUAGAUACAUUGAUCCAAGCACAAAGAGAAAAGGAUGAAGAACUUGAGCAAGAAAAGAGCCGAAGAAAAGAGCUGGAACAACGCUAUAAGAAACUUCAAGCACGAGAAAAGGAUUUGGAAACAUCCAGAAAAGAUACAGAAAGGAAACUUGCAGAGGCCAAUUUUGAAACAAAACAGGUUUCUGAGAAUUUGCGCGAAGCUCAAGAAUGGUUCAAAUCAAAAUUUGGAAGCCUACAGGCUGAGUUAGUACGAUCAAGAAAAGUACAGGAGGCGCUCGAAAAAGAAAACAAAGAAAACUUUAAGAAAAGGGAUGAGGAAAAAAGAAAAGUUGACGAAGCCACGGAGAAAGCCAAGGAACUUAUGAGAGCGAGCCGAAUGACCAUCAGCAAACUGGCCAGUGACGUGGCUGAAAAUCACUGGGAAACAAAAGGAAUGAAACAUGCUUUACAGGCCGAGAGGGACUAUAACCUAAUGACGACACAAAAGUUGGAAAGACUUAAGGAAUCUACUUCACGGCAGAUGGAAGGCUUAGCGAUGGAGCUGGACACCUUGCGUCGGUCAACACGAAGAUGACAGCGGUAUGCCAUCUUUGUUGUCAGACAUGAAUAACGUAGCGUGAUCUUACGUGAUCAACUGGAAGGCGUUAUCACGCGUUACUUAAGCGGAAAUAGUUCGUUGCCAAAAAAUACUCAUAUAUUUAUUCAGCUAAACUGUCUAAAAAGUAAAACACAAGUUUGUACAGUUUUUGUCUACAGUUUCAACGGAACAACAGUGUGUACUUAUCAACUUGUAUCUCAGAACUGGUAAUGUGUAAAUAUAUUUAUUUUGAUAAACAGCGCAAGGUCUUAUUCGUAUAUCGAAGAGACUUCUUAACAAGGUUUAAAACGUCGUAACCAGUCGUAAGAAAUAAAGCCUUUGCGGUUUUUAGGUAACUGAACUCGAGAUAUGUAGGUAAGAAGUGGUUUCCGAAAUAUUUAUUCUCCUAUCUGAUUUUGAAGUAAAGCUAAAUUAUUUCCCAUGA
This is a messenger RNA of Pocillopora damicornis (cauliflower coral), 3971 nucleotides long. RefSeq names its product coiled-coil domain-containing protein 150. The record is from RefSeq and is a predicted model, not a curated record. Lineage: Eukaryota; Metazoa; Cnidaria; Anthozoa; Scleractinia; Pocilloporidae.